UCUAUUGCAAUAGGAAGGACGAAAAUUAAAUGUAAAAUUCAUGUUUCAAAUGUAUGAUUUGAAAAUAAAAAAAGGGGGUGUUGAAUUCAAAUUGACAUUUUCUCAGACACUGAGGGCAGAGGGCUGUCCCUGGCUUUCUGCUCCACCAAAUGAAUCCGAGGAAGUUGAAGACACACUGCAGGGUUGCAAAGGCUCUCAGCUCAGGAGACUUGUGAAAACUGGGCCCUUUAAUAAGAGAUUCUGGACUUCAACUCCCAGAAGCCUCAGCCACGUUGCUCAAUAGCCUGGGGUCCUGGGAGCUGAAGUCCAAAAUCUCUUAAAGGACCCAGUUGGGGGGGAAACCAAUCCUUUAAUUCUGUCUUUUCGCCCUAGAAGCAGAUGAAGGGGUGUUCUUAACCGGCGGUGUUUAGGACCCGGGAGAGCAAUCUCUCAUCCUCCGCUCUGACGUCUUCAUGACGUCUUCAAGGCGGAAGUGCUUUCGCUUGCGUAAAAUGGCGGCGGGUGGCGAGUAGCCUCACACUCCCAAGAGAUAGGGGCAAAGCGGGGUCUGCACGCGCAACACACACUUCCGGCACCCAAUGGGCGAAGGCUGCCUGGGAAGAACAGCUGUGCCUCUCUCUUCCUAAUUGGGAAAAUGGUGGAGAAGAAAUGCUCAGUGCGGUCCCAGGACCCCGGCCAGAAGCGGAUCUUGGACCGGGCGACCCGCCAACGCCGCCUCAACCGCCAGUUGGAGGCGCUAGAGAAUGACAAUUUCCAAGAUGACCCUCACGCCAAUAUGCCCCAACUUGUGAAGCGCCUGCCUCAAUUCGACGAUGAUGCUGAAACAGGUAAAAAGAAGAAGAAAACCCGAGGGGACCAUUUCAAGCUGCGUUUCCGGAAGAACUUUCAAGCUUUGCUGGAAGAACAGCAGAACCUGAAUGUGAGUGAAGGACCGAACUAUCUGACAGCGUGUGCACCCCCUUCCAACCUGCCCCAACGCCAUUUCUGCACAGUCUGUGGCUUCCCAUCGAACUACACAUGUGUAUCCUGUGGAGCCCGCUAUUGCUGUGUCAAGUGCUUGGGGACACACCAGGAAACUCGGUGCCUGAAGUGGACAGUGUGAGAACUGAGAAUUUAUUCUGAAGAACUGCAAUGCAGCAGAUUAUAUGAAAAGGGAACACAAGACUUUCUAGUCACUGGUGGAUGUCUUGGGCUUAGAUUGAGCUCUCACAAGACUGAAAUACUAGGUUCUCAGAACUGGGAACAGAGAUAACACAAAACUGAAAGGAGGCUAUGGACCCUGACAGUCACUAUCCUUUGAGUAAUAAAAACGAUUUUUAUAUGAUCA
Sceloporus undulatus (fence lizard) is the source of this 1327-nucleotide messenger RNA. RefSeq names its product zinc finger HIT-type containing 1 (gene ZNHIT1). The transcript is spliced from 5 exons. Gene Ontology annotation, molecular function: nucleosome binding. NCBI's taxonomy places the organism in Eukaryota, Metazoa, Chordata, Lepidosauria, Squamata, Phrynosomatidae. Gene Ontology annotation, biological process: chromatin remodeling. Bases 635 to 1102 code for a protein of 155 amino acids. Gene Ontology annotation, cellular component: Swr1 complex. The record is from RefSeq and is a predicted model, not a curated record.